Dimorphilus gyrociliatus is the source of this 2644-nucleotide messenger RNA. NCBI's taxonomy places the organism in Eukaryota, Metazoa, Annelida, Polychaeta, Dinophilidae. The record is from the annotation of a GenBank genome assembly.
CGCGUGAAGUGGCGAGAUCCGGCUAUGCUUAUAGAUUUCGAUUUUCUUUCGCCUUUUUUGGGUUAAUUUCGACUCUCCAUUGACUUGGUCGCUAGAUAUUUUAUGAAUAAAACGACAAUAACAUUUCAAAUAUCACGUCCAAAUAGUUUCAAAAAAGAAUUUAACUUAAUGGUUGACAUAGUAACACUAUUGAGCGAUAAUAGAUCAAAAACUUGUUAAGCGUUCGAUUAAUUGUUACUGACAAAAGAAAAUGAGAGAUUGCUGUGGGUGUUGUCAACGUGUCAAACCGAGGUAUAAGCGAAAUGUUGAUGCAGUUUAUCCAGCUUAUCCAGAACUUGGUAUUGGAAAAUCUAGUCUUGAUAAGUUGAUGCAUUAUGCGAUUCAACAUCCUGAGAAGUUGGACCGUAUUGGAGAGUAUAUAGCCCUACGCGUCCAGAGAGAUCUUAGUAGACAACGACAUGAACAGUUAAUUGUAGCACUAGAGAUUCUCAAUGCAUUGCUCGACGCAUGCAACAGUCAAUGCGUAAACAUGUUUGUAAGCAGUUUACUGAGGAUACUGGAAGACCUUCUUCAAUGCCCCAAUGAAGAAGUGAUGCUGCGCGCCACCGACUUGUUCAUAGCCUUUUCGAGGAAAGAAGAAGAAGCUCCUUGCUACGAUAGAAACUAUCGAUUUUUUGUUGAAAAAUUUUCGCAGAUGUGUCAUUCAAACAAUAAUGAUCAGGAUAAAAGAAAUCUAAUUAGAGUGUCCGGAAUAAGAGGUCUCCAAGGAGUUGUUAGAAAGACAGUAUCUGAUAACUUGCAAAUGAAUAUUUGGGAUAAAGAAUACAUGGAUAAAAUAAUUCCAUCACUCCUUUUUAACAUGCAGGAUGAAGAGCCUUCAGAAGACGGACAAGAGGCGGGAAACGCUUGUAUUGUAGCUGCCGACGUACUCAGGGAAUUGGUUGGUCAUACCGAAAUGGAGACAUGGACUAGGGCAUUUGUUCGGCCCACUCUAAUGCAUAUAGAAAAGCACAAAUUAUGGAAGGAUUUUGGUAUUACAUGGUUUAGAAUUAUAAUGUUUUCUGUUCAGAACCAGUUUAGUUAUAUUGUUGUAGAAGAAUUAGUUGGCUACUUGACUUCCGACAAUGUAAAAAACUCUGAUAUACAGUUAAGGAGCUAUGUAGUGGAUGUACUUACAGAGACUGCAACGAUUGUUGCUAAGAAUGCUUCACCACAUAUUAAUACAAUAACAAAGAAGAUAGUUAAUUGUCUAAAAGAAUUUAUGUUCAUGCCGGUUAAACACGAUGUUGAUGAGAAACGUUUUCACGAGUCUAUAGUUAAAAUGAUUGGUGAAUUCGCUAGUUGUGCACCUGAUUACCAGAAAUCUGAUAUUCUAAAUAUUAUAAUGGAGCAUGUUUGUAGUGCUGGACGAGUUGAAAGGACUGAAAUAGAGAAAACUAAAAUAGUUCAAUUUCAAAGUAUGCUUUUGAAGUCUAUUCUACGAAUGACAUCUAACACAAGUAAAACAACGCAUAUAGAAACAACAUUUACUAAGACAUUUUGCAGUUUCGCCGUUAAAUUAAGUAAAUCAGGCGAUGCUGAUAUUAGACAGACGAUUCAGGAAAUAUUUCAAUGUCUGCUAGAUAGACAUAAAAAUUUGAAAAAGAUUAAGCAAAUUAAAAUAGCGUUGGAUGUAUCAUCUCUGGAUUUGGUUACUCCUCAUCAUAUAAUGAAGGAAGACACUUAUUUUAUGAAAAGAGCAGAUGGGGGUCAAAUGUUGUUGCAGAUUAUUAAAGAUGGUUCUUUGCCAGCAAAUAAUACGGUUGAUAAUUUCGUUGCAAUCUAUAGAACACUCGUAUUAAUCUGUCUGGAAGUUCCAGUCGCUGAUGUUUUUAUUGAUGUUUUCAAAGUUGGUUUAGAAAUGCAGGAUGUUGCCUUAAGUACACCAUCAGCUACAAUGUUCAUGACACAUAAAUGUGCAAUACACGCCCUCAUUGCCGCUCUAUUUAAUAUAUUGGCUCAAAUUGCUGAUAUUGAAGAAUUGGUUCAAUAUGUGCAUGGUGUUAUUAAGGAAAGAGAGAAUUCUCUCAUAGGACAAUGCUACUUGCCCGACUUUGCUUUUAAUCGUUUAAACAAGGCUAAAGACUAUCCAACGAGUGAUACUUUUAACGAAGAAUGGAAAUUUAACAAGGGACGAAUAAGCGAGAUUUUAAAAGAUUGCGAUCAAUACGACGAAUCUCUUCUCUUCAAGCCCAUAGAAGUACCAGAUUCUGUAACUAUGAAUGAUUCCAUUGAUAUGUGCCGAAGCUUGAGUGAUAUUCGAUCACUAAGCACGCUAUCAAUUGCUUCAACUCCCUUUGGAUCAAGGGCACCGUCAUUAGACUCUAUAACCGUUGAUCAACUGAAGAAAGUUCUUGUAACAACUGAUAAGGAGAGAGAAAUAAAAGAGAAAGAACAAAGGAAGAUAUUCGAAUCUUUUAAAAAUGACGACUUUGAAAGUAUAAUGAUGCGGAGUAAGAACGUGGAAACAGAUGAUGCUCAUAAAAAGCUUCUAGACAUUUUAGAAAUUAUUGAUAACGCUCCUAAUGGUUCAGCUUGUCGAAAGAUGGAGGUAGAUCGAACUCGCGUAAAUGAAAUUGAAUAUCCAGAAUUGUUUCUUUAUUAG